AUGCCAUCCUCCAAGGCCAGGUCUAGUCCAGCAGCUGACCAGCGAGGAGAUCGCCUCACACUGGCCAGGUUGGCGAGCUACGACGAUGUGGCGACAGAUGCGCUUAUUGAUCGUGCCUAUUUCUGGACUACGAUUCGCAAGAAUCGCACCAAGUUUGCUCCCGCGAGGGGCAUCCACGAAGAUAAUGUCGCGCAAAUCCUCCUUCAUAAGGUGAUUGUUGCCAAAAAUGUACGUGCCGCCGAGCAGGAACUUCUGGCAAUGACUGGCUUGAGCAAGUAUCUUCAGCGCCUACCUAAUGAUCGGGAGCGAGAAUGGUUCAAACGGCAUCUGCGAAAGUAUAUUCAUAUUUAUCUUCCAGACUGCCCAUUUGAAAUAUCUACUACAAACCGAUAUACCAUUACCGAGCAUGAAGCUUCUGUGGUCGCGCGCAGGGACAUCAAAAAGGGCGAGGAAAUCAAAUAUCUCUGCGGGACACUCGUCUCUAUGACUCGUGAAGAAGAACUUGAUCUGGACCUUAGUCGAAAAGACUUCAGCAUUGUCAUGUCCAGCAGGAGAAAGAGUCCUUCCUUAUUCUUGGGGCCUGCUCGUUUCGCAAAUCAUGAUUGCAAUGCCAAUGGGCGACUGGCGACUAGAGGUUCUGAUGGCAUGCAAGUUGUUGCUGCUCGCGACAUCGAGUUAGGCGAGGAAAUCACUGUUUCCUACGGCGACGAUUACUUUGGCAUUGACAACUGCGAAUGCUUAUGUGAGACCUGCGAACGUGCCGUGCGCAACGGAUGGUCACCACCAGUUCCUCUAUCAGACAGUCAAACCUCCACACCAGCCCAAUCUCCUCGACUAGAAACACGAGAACUCGAAGUCCAAGGUGCUCAUGGUUCCUCUACGCCCCUGAGCAUUGAAUUAACCGACGGCGAUGCGCUUGUCCCUGCGGAUGGAGGGGCAGAGCAGACCACUGCAAAGAAGAGAAAACUAGACAGUGACAGUGAUCAGGAAACUUCUUGCCCUUCCACACCUCACAAGAGGUCCAAAUUCGAGCAUCGACAAUCGAAGCUCCGAGAAGAACUUGUCUUGCCUGAGAUCGCCGAGUCCAUUGAGAAGCCCCCAUUCCCAGGUUCAUCUACGCCAACGGCUCAGGAUUUGCCCUCCCAACAAACAGCGGAACCAGAGAACUCUGUCAAACAGCAGAUAAUCCCUGCAGAGACAGAACACAACACCAAUAGCUCAUCCGGUGGUUCGUCCGAUCAUGAUUCAGCCACCUAUUCUUCAGACGAAAGUCAACCAUCUGUAUCGACGCCCGCCACAUCGAUAUCCGGCGUGAUUCCCAGCGUCAAAAUAGAGUCCAUUGAAAACAACACAGAACCAGCUGCGCUUGCUGCAGCUACUUCUGCUUCCUCCUCUACUCGACAAACUCCAGAUUUUGUUAACAAUGAAAGCAAUUCCGCUACUCCCACGGGCGGCCCCUCUCAACCACCACAAGGCGACAGUGAAUCGAAACCCCCAACUACUGGCAAACGUCGGUACAACAAACGGAAAUACGCCCUACCGUCCGUAGAAGCGGAUCUCACUAUACCCAAGAUUCGAACGCCCGGCGACUACACAAAGACGGCCCGACUCCUCGCACAGCGAUACGAUCGAUGGGUAGAUUGCCAAACCUGCCCGUCGUGGUUCCUACAAGAGAACGCCUAUCAAACACGCAAGGAAUGUCCUCGAUGCGAGCGCCAUUCAAAACUGUACGGUUUCCGUUGGCCCAAGACCGACCCCGAUGGCUCCAGCGAUGAGGAGACCCGCGUGAUGGAUCACCGCACCGUGCACAGAUUCCUGUCGGCCGAAGAAGAGGCCAAAGUUGACCGCAAGAACCGCGGUGUCACCGUUUUGGGAGAUGUUGUCGUUGCCACGCCCGCCGCUCCAGAAAAUCCUUUUGUGCCUCCUUCUUCUUCUUUCUCGGAUACUCGAAGUGAAACUGAAUUCAGUGAUAAUGAAGGACGGCGCUGUACUCGUGCUAGUCGGCAUCGCACUAAGCCUCUGCGCUCGACUUAG
Molecule: messenger RNA, 2034 nt
Organism: Talaromyces atroroseus
Lineage: Eukaryota; Fungi; Ascomycota; Eurotiomycetes; Eurotiales; Trichocomaceae
Product: Histone-lysine N-methyltransferase set9
Exons: 2
Coding region: 1-2034 (677 amino acids)
Cellular component (GO): nucleus
Molecular function (GO): histone H4K20 methyltransferase activity; protein binding
Source: RefSeq, a predicted model, not a curated record